Cottoperca gobio is the source of this 1092-nucleotide messenger RNA. Its product is annotated as protocadherin gamma-A7-like. NCBI's taxonomy places the organism in Eukaryota, Metazoa, Chordata, Actinopteri, Perciformes, Bovichtidae. The record is from RefSeq and is a predicted model, not a curated record. The transcript is spliced from 2 exons. Gene Ontology annotation, molecular function: calcium ion binding. Gene Ontology annotation, cellular component: plasma membrane. Bases 1 to 1092 code for a protein of 363 amino acids. Gene Ontology annotation, biological process: homophilic cell-cell adhesion.
AUGGUAGGUGGUCAGAUUCGUUAUUCUAUACCAGAGGAGACGAAGAAAGGCUCUGUUAUCGGUAAUGUAGCGCAAGAUCUCGGCUUGGAUCUGAAGAGGCUCCGUUCUGGGCGGGCCCGUAUCGUGACCGGAGAAAACAUCCACUACACCGAGCUGAAGACAGACAAAGGGAUUCUAGUCGUGAAUGAGAGAAUAGACCGAGAGCAGCUUUGUGGAGACGUAACACCGUGCAGCUUCAGCUUUGAGGUGAUUUUAGAAAACCCAAUCGAACUGCACAGAGUAACAGUUGAGGUCAAUGUGACUGUGAAAAUACUGAUCCAGGACCAGAACGACAACCCUCCUCAGGUUCUGUACCCAGUCCAGACUGGUGGCUCUCUGGUGGCUGAAAUGGUGCCUCGUUCAGCAGAUGUGAGCUAUCUGGUCACUAAAGUGGUGGCUGUUGAUGUGGACUCUGGACAGAAUGCCUGGCUCUCCUAUAAACUGCAGAAAGCCACAGACAGGGCGCUGUUUGAAGUGGGCUUACAGAAUGGAGAAAUAAGAACUAUCCGCCAAGUGACUGAUAAAGAUGCUGUGAAACAAAGACUGACUGUUAUAGUGGAGGACAACGGGCAGCCCUCUCGUUCAGCUACAGUCAUUGUUAACGUGGCGGUGGCGGACAGCUUCCCUGAAGUGCUGUCUGAGUUCACUGACUUUACACACGACAAGGAGUACAAUGAUAACCUGACUUUUUACCUAGUGCUGGCUCUGGCUGUAGUCUCCUUCCUCUUCAUCACGUGUUUAGUGGUUAUUAUAUCAGUGAAAAUCUACAGGUGGAGACAGACUCGCAUCAUGUUUCACUCCAACCUCCCUGUGAUUCCAUAUUAUCCACCACGUUACUCGGACACUUUGGGGACAGGGACUCUCCAACAUGUGUACAAUUACGAGGUGUGCAGGACGACUGACUCCAGAAAGAGUGACUGUAAGUUCGGCACAGUCGGUAGUCAGAAUGUGCUGAUAAUGGACCCCAGUGCUACAGGGACAAUGCAUCGGAUACAGAGUGAAAAGAGCAUCCUGGAUGAACCAGACUCUCCUCUAGAGGUGAGUCAAAAAUGA